AUGGCGGACCGAUUCCCCUCCCUCGAGGAUUUUGACUCGGGAGCACAAACCGACGUCAAGGACCCUUCGGCCGAGAUUUCCGCAGACGACUUUCUCGCUCGCGAAAAGGCUGUUCUCGGCGCCGACGCAGACCAGUUUGCAACAAACGACGAUUUUGCCGCUGGAGAAGCCAGCCACGACCUCCUGGGCGAGGGUGACGCUGCCCAGUCCUCGUUCGAGUCUCAGUUUCCUGACCUGGCCAGUCCUUCGGCUGGUGCCAGCGGCCUCCCCGGAACCAGUUCGAUAACUGGGCCGUCUGUUAGCUAUAACUCGGGCUACCAAACCUACAUGGAAGACGAAGAGGAGCCCCAGGUAAUCAAAGAGUGGAGGGAGCGCCGAGACGAGCAAAUCGCCAAGAGAGCCCAACAGUUUGCAGCUCAGCGCGAGGAGACGAUCAAAGAGGCCCAACAAAAUAUUGACGACUUCUACGAGAACUACAACGCAAAGAAGGAAAAGGGCAUUACUCAGACGAAGAAGGACGCUGAACAAUUUCUGGCCAACCAGGACGACACCGUUUCUGGUGGAACAAGCUGGGACCGGAUCGCGAAGCUGGUCGACGUCAGUGGCAAAGGCAUCAAGGGCGGCGCGGCUGGAUCUGGAAAAGAGCGCUUCCGUGAAAUGCUGUCCAGCUUGCGCAAAGACGAAAAGGCCCCUGGCGCUUCAGGUUACUGA
Molecule: messenger RNA, 711 nt
Organism: Hirsutella rhossiliensis
Lineage: Eukaryota; Fungi; Ascomycota; Sordariomycetes; Hypocreales; Ophiocordycipitaceae
Product: clathrin light chain domain-containing protein
Exons: 3
Coding region: 1-711 (236 amino acids)
Biological process (GO): intracellular protein transport; clathrin-dependent endocytosis; clathrin coat assembly
Cellular component (GO): clathrin coat of coated pit; clathrin coat of trans-Golgi network vesicle; plasma membrane
Molecular function (GO): structural molecule activity; clathrin heavy chain binding
Source: RefSeq, a predicted model, not a curated record